AUCGACAGAAGGAGGAGAUUUUGGCUGGUCCUCACUUCGUCAAGCCCCAUUCUGUGGGUGAAGACUUCCAAAUAACUGGGUUCCAGUCUGAGCCCUGGUUCAGGAGUUGGGGUGAUGGUCAUGUGACCUCAGCAUCUGGACCGAGCCGCGACAGAAUCGGACCAUGGCCCGCGCGCGCUGAGUGAGGCGGAACUUCCCGGAAACUUUUCCCUCCCUGCGCGCUGAGGAUGCUGUUUUCUUCCCGCCGUCUGCGGCGCUGAUCGGAUCGAUACACCGAGUCUGGACCGAGGACCGAGGAUGGCCGCUCCCGCGCCGCUGCUGCUGCUGCUGAUCCUCGCGCUCUGCGGCUGCGGGAGCGCCAGCAGCGCGUUCCCGAUGCGACCCUCCUACAGUCUCUACACGAGUGGGAACGCGCACGGAGCACGCGCGGCCAGCCGACACAGGAACUGGUGUGCGUUUGUGGUGACCAAGACUGUGAGCUGCGUGGUGGAGGACGGCGUGGAGACCUACGUGAAGCCGGACUAUCACCCCUGCACCUGGGGCAGCGGGCAGUGCGGCCGCGUGGUGGCUUACCGGACCUAUAUGAGGCCCAGGUACAAAGUGGCCUACAAGAUGGUGACGGAGAUGGACUGGAAGUGUUGCCAUGGUUACAGCGGCGCCGACUGCAGUGUCGGCCCGGUAGGAGGAGUCGGGACUGGACACGGGGGAGUUGGGAUGAAUCAUGGAGGCGGUGGCGGCUCGAGUUUCGGAAACGGGGGGACGACUCCCGGGCAUGGAGGAGGAGGGGGAGGUGGGACCGGUCACGGUCACGCUGGAGGCGGCGGUUCAAGCUUUGGACAUGGGGGCGGCUCGAGUUCCGGAGGCUCUGGAUCUGGAGGUGGCGACAGCCUGAAGAUGAGGCAGAUGGAGGAGAGGAUCCAGUCCCUCACCAAGAAUCUCCACGACCUCCAGUCCAAGUUCAACUCCGUGACCGAGCGUUUCCAGGGCGAGGGGGGUCGCCCCGGGUUGAAUGGCGGUUCUGCUGGGACCACCACUGGCGGGAGGAACCCAGCUGAUGCUGCACAACCUGAAAUCAAAGAGACCAUCCACAGCAUCCAGACCAAACUGGACCAGCUGGACAACAGGACACAGGCUCAUGACAAAACACUCGUCAGCAUCAACAACCACCUGGUCAACGGCAAGGCUAACGAGCUGGAUGGAGGCGCCGCUGGAGGAGGUGUGAGUGGAGGGAGACUGACCUCCCUGAAGGAGGAGAUCCUGAGGGAGCUGGAGCGCCGGGUGUCCCUGUCUUGCUCCUCCUGCCAGGCUGGUGUGGAGGACCUGCGGCGGCAACAGCAGCAGGACCGCGAGAGGAUCCGAGCCUUGGAGAAGCAGCUGAGUGCCAUGGACAUUCGGUAUCGGCAAAGUCUGGACGGACUCCGGCAGGAGGUGGUGCACUCCAGAGGAUGCUGCGACCUGAUAGCCGACCUCCAAAAACGUGUCACCGACACUGAACGCAAGAUCAGCUCUGCCUCGGAGAACUUUGACAUCCUUCAGAAUCGUCUGGACCAGCAGCUCCCCGGGCGUGGGGGCAGCAGUGAGAGUGGCGGUGUUAAGGGCAAUACCGGAGGAGGCACCUGGCACGGUGAGGACCAUUUGGUGCGCAGACUGAAGGACCUUGAGCGACGAGUCAAUGGCACCAUGGAGCAGACGGAGCAGACCUGCUUGCACCUGGAGAAUCGCCUGAAGGAUUACUUCCACAGAGAACUGGGAGACCUGAGGACGGUGUUCCUGGACCGGUUUGAUGACCAGGCCUUCCGCAUCGCAGAUGUCGAGCUGGACAUUGGACUGGUGAAGGACCGCGUGACGGACAACGAAAAGACGUUGUCAGACUUGGAGAACUCCACUUCCAUCCUUAAUGGGAAGUUGAACGAGUGUCACUGUAAAGAUAGAGCCAGCGGGGAAGGUGGAGGACGAUGGGAUGGUCCAGGUGGAAGAGGAGAUGGAGGGAGAGGGGAUGGAGAGGCAGGAGGUGGUGGGAGGGGGGAUGGAGGAAGAGGAGACGGAGGGAGAGGAGACGGAGGGAGAGGGGAUGGAGAGACAGGAGGUGGAGAAAACACGACAGAGAAGUCUCUGGCCUGGAGAGUCGUCGCCAAUGAGGACCGGAUUCGCCACUUCAACACUAAGUUGAAGGACCUGUCGGUGUCUGGAGACUCGCUGUACGACAAGGUGCUGGACCUGAGUCACGACAUCCGCAGGAUCAAGGACCUGACCGGUGACCAUGGCGAACACUUCAACCGCAUCGUGACGGAAGUGGAGAUGCUGGGCCACGACUGCGAGCUGUGCGGGAAGGUGGAGGCGGAGCUGCGCAGGUUAAGGAAUCACUCCCAGGAUGCACUGGGGCGCCUCAGCACGCACGUCAACAGACUGCAGACCCGGGUGGACUCGGUGGAUCUGCACUUGUGCGCUCAACUGCAGAACGAAGUCCAACUCCUGCGUGACGACGUGAGGAGGUGCACAAGCCAAUGUGGUGGCUCUGGUGGAGUCGGAGGCGGAUCACGUGGAUCAAGCGGUUCUGGCGGCUCUGGUGUCAGUGGUCAUGGACUGGAUGCGGAGAAGCCCCUGGACGGUCACAGCGUGAUCGGAGGCUCCAUCAGCAACAACCAGCUGAAGACUCUGCAGGGCGAAGUGUCCGAGGUGAUCCUGACCUUCAGCUCCAUCAAUGACACCCUGAAGGGCCUAGAACACACGGUCCAGAAGCACGGCAGCGUCAUCACGGACUUGGGAAACACCAAGGACAAGAUCAUCUCCGAACUGGACAAGAUCCAGCAGGAGGUGACGGAGCACGUGGAGGACAGCCGGGACCGCAUGGACAGUAUGGAAAGAGACAUCCGGCGCUUUGAGAGCACCCUGCUGGUGGAGAUGGGCGACUGCAGGAGAUCUGGAGACGGGCUGGAGAAGAGGCUCUCCAAGCUGGAGGGCGUCUGCGGGCGGCUGGACGGCGUCUCGGACUCUGUCAGCAAAAUCAAAGAAGGACUCAACCGUCACGUGUCCAGCUUGUGGACCUGCUUCUCUGGUUUGAACGACUCUGUGAUUCUUCACGGAGGAAUCCUGGACCUGAUCCAGAAGGACCACGAGGACUUCCAUGGUCGCUUGAAGAACCUGAACUCCAGCUUCAACCAGGUCGUGAAGGACCUGCACACCGUCUCCGGGCAAACUCAGACCGGUGUUCAGGGGCCCCCUGGUGAGAGAGGCUUGACUGGACUCCCAGGGCCGAGAGGACCUCCUGGACCUGCGGGACGACCAGGAGAGACCGGAUUGCGAGGCCUGCCAGGCCCCAAAGGAGAAACAGGUCUUCCUGGAGUCGACGCUCACGUUCCCAAGCUGUCCUUCUCUGCGGCUCUCACCGCCCCCAUGGAACGGGCUGGAACCAUCUUGUUUGACAAGAUCUUUGUGAACCAGGGCGACUUUUACGACCCACGAACAGGUAUCUUCACCGCUCCUGUGGACGGAAGCUACUUCUUCAGCGCCGUCCUGACGGGCCACAAGAACGAGAAGAUCGAGGCGGUUCUUUCCAAGUCCAACUACGGCAUGGCUCGCGUGGACUCUGGCGGGUACCAGCCCGAAGGCCUGGAGAACAACCCGGUGGCCGAGGCCAAGACCACCCCGGGCUCUCUGGCCGUCUUCAACAUCAUCCUGCCCCUACAGGCCGGAGACACGGUCUGCAUCGACCUGGUGAUGGGCAAGUUGGCUCACUCCGUGGAGCCUCUCACCAUCUUCAACGGAAUGCUGCUCUACGAGCACAUGUGAGCCCCGUGAACCACAAACGGCCCCGCAAUGUAACAAAGGCUGUUUUCACCUGCGAUUCAGGAUCAACAUGCGCUUUCAAAAAGGUCCACUCGGAGAGAAGCCAGGACCAGAAGCAUCUGAAGACAGUGAGGGUCAGACCCCCACACGCCGACGACUCAGUGUUUAACGUUGCAAAUCCAACCGUCCUUUUCCCCGAGCUUCACCUGUGCGCUGAAACAUUGAGAGAUUUAUUGAUGCCGCUGUGAAGAACUACGACCCGCAGCCGCCUCCCGAGGUUCAGCCUCAGCCGCACCACUGUCUCUGAACGUUCGCUGAGACCCAGGACCAGGGUCAACAUCGGACCCCGCCGGGAACCGACGAGGAGCCGCUGAGCUUUGAUGGACUCAUCCUCGAGGAGGCGGGACUGUGACGUCGCCACGACAACCUGUGACUCGAACAUGAAGCUUUGUAAAAGCAGCACAUUUACUGACGAACCCUUAAGUUCACAUUCUGAAUGUUUGUUUCUCCAAGUUGCACAUUUUUGUAUUGUUGUCUCACAGAACUGAUGAAAGUAUAUUAAAGUUAACUCUGAAUUAGUCCUGUGGAGUGUGAAGACGCUGAGUUCUGAGGAGGGAGGAGCUCCAGUCUUUGGCCUCU
Synchiropus splendidus (mandarinfish) is the source of this 4425-nucleotide messenger RNA. Its product is annotated as EMILIN-1-like. Lineage: Eukaryota; Metazoa; Chordata; Actinopteri; Syngnathiformes; Callionymidae. Gene Ontology annotation, molecular function: protein binding. The coding region runs from base 298 to 3789 and encodes 1163 amino acids. The transcript is spliced from 16 exons. The record is from RefSeq and is a predicted model, not a curated record.